AUGAGCAACCCAGUGUGGAAUGUGGAGAGCGCGGACGACGAUUCAACAACUGCCCCUCGCCAAUCCAGGGCUUCCACCCAGGCGGCAGCACUCCAAGCACUCCUUGGCCCUCUUCUCCAACGCCAGGGGGCUGCUGGUCUCCGUGGACUGACUAUUGAAGAUCUCAACCGACUACUCACUGGAGAAGCUCAACUUGAAGUCGAUGGAGACGACGAUGACGAUGACGAGGAAGAUGACCAGCAUUAUCAACGAGCCAUGCAUGCGCAGAGCCACCGGGCCUACUUCAAAGAGGUCAAAGACCCCCAGGAAGCCGGCGUAAACCUUAUCCAUAGUGGUGAUUUCGGGAGGGUAGGGCCGAAGAUUAGGGCUCGCGACCACAACUUCAACAUCGCAAGGACAAUUCGGGCUCGAGCAUCGCAAGCAAGGCCACGGUUCUACAGGGAGGACUAUACUACAGGUUUGGUCCCAAAUAGCAGUGGGACAACAGUCGCUGAAUUCGAUGCCAACGUCUACACUGCCCAAUACUCCGCCGACUCUUCUUUCUUCUACACCUGCUCCCAAGACUUCCGAUUGAACAUAUUUGACACCACCGUUCCGGUCCAGCGUCGAGAGGCUGGCAAGAAAUAUACUGAGCCUUCACAACACCUCAAAACCAAUAUGGCGCUCAAGAACUCCAUUCAAGCCUACCCAGGACGAUGGACGAUUACUGACGCCAAUCUCUCGCGCGACAAUGAGCGCAUGGUUUAUGCCUCAAUGUCAUCAACAUGUUAUAUGACGAGCACGACUGACCCUGCACCCACACAAAUUCCCAUACCGUUCGCCGAUCCACCCGGUACCCAUCGACCGCGCCAACAUAACUUCUGGGGUUUUGAUGCUGGAGCCUACCGAAUAUAUAGCUGUCGGUUCUCAGCGGAUGGCCAGGAAAUCAUCGCUGGAGGAAAUGGUCAAAUAUUUGUCUACGACCUCCUCGCCAACCGGCGCGCCGUUAAAAUUGAAGCCCAUACGGACGACGUCAACAGUUGUUGUUGGGCUGACACUGCUUCUGGUAACGUGCUGGUCAGUGCAUCGGAUGACUCGUUCCUGAAAGUUUGGGAUCGACGGUCACUUGGUGCUUCACAAACACCUUCAGGCGUGCUGAUGGGUCAUACUGAGGGUAUCACCUAUGUCUCAGCCAAAGGCGACGGGCGAUAUGUGAUUAGUAACGGCAAGGACCAGAAGCUGCGGUUGUGGGACUUGCGCAAGAUGCGGACAAACGCCGAGUUUGAAGAAGAGAAGGACCACUUCUAUGGCACCAACUACGACUACCGUUACCCGCAUUACCCUAAAACCGAAAUUUGCUGCACAUCCCAAGGACUGCAGCGUCAUGACCUACCACGUCCUGCUGAGACAACUGGCGGGCAGUACAUCUAUUCUGGCUCUGCAGACGGCAAGGUCCAUAUCUGGUCGCUUGACGGACGGGUGGUACAAGUACUUGACCGAACUCAGACAUUCGCGAUGUCGUUUGACCCCUCCGAGCCGGAGCCUGCGGAAAAGGCUGCGAUGGACUUUGAGGCGUGUGUCCGUGAUGUCAGCUGGCAUUCACAAGAACCUGUGUUGAUGAGUGCCGCGUGGGAAGGUGGCCGGGGAGGGAGUCGCGUUGCGCGUCACGAAUGGAAGGGGCUUUCGAAGAUGGGUGGAAAGUUGGAGGACUGGGUUGAGAGAGAGCGGACUGGGCUGGCUGAGGCUAAUGCGAGUGGAUCGCGGAGGUCAACACGGCUGGCGCAACGCCGAAUGCCUGGCACAUUCACUGAGAGCGAGGGGGACAUGGACUCGGAGGAUGAUGAAGAAGAGGAUGUGUUGAUGUCUGACGACGAUGAAGACUGGGAGCCGUGA
Messenger RNA from Mycena indigotica, 1872 nucleotides. Its product is annotated as WD-REPEATS-REGION domain-containing protein. The record is from RefSeq and is a predicted model, not a curated record. Lineage: Eukaryota; Fungi; Basidiomycota; Agaricomycetes; Agaricales; Mycenaceae. The transcript has 8 exons. The coding region runs from base 1 to 1872 and encodes 623 amino acids. Gene Ontology annotation, cellular component: Cul4-RING E3 ubiquitin ligase complex. Gene Ontology annotation, biological process: proteasome-mediated ubiquitin-dependent protein catabolic process. Gene Ontology annotation, molecular function: protein binding.